This is a messenger RNA of Pyricularia pennisetigena, 1491 nucleotides long. RefSeq lists its product as uncharacterized. The coding region runs from base 1 to 1491 and encodes 496 amino acids. The transcript has 3 exons. The record is from RefSeq and is a predicted model, not a curated record. NCBI's taxonomy places the organism in Eukaryota, Fungi, Ascomycota, Sordariomycetes, Magnaporthales, Pyriculariaceae.
AUGGCGCCAGCAGGUGCCCGUCCGUCGUCCAAGCCAACAAACACAGAAAACGCAGACCACAAAAAUGGCCCUGAGUCACCCCCUGACGACGGCAUCAUCAAAAUCGCUCCCAAGGGAGACAUAAUCUUACGGGUUACUUUCCUAACGUCGAAGGAGGCAAUCAGAGCAGCCAAAAGAUCUCUUCAACCCAGGCCCGGCCAGCGACCGCCAGCCUCGGCCGCGCAGCAGCAGCAACCUGCGCCGCUUCAAAGUCCCAAGGUCACAUACUCUUAUCGAGCAGACUUGGGCGUGCUCAAAAAACACUCCGAGUACUUCCGCGCCCUCUUGGAUGAGGCUGGCCCGUUCACCGAGGCACGGCAGGUCGCCGAUGCCCUGGAGGCCUUGACUCUGCGGGGGGUCAAGCCGGCGGACGUGGACGACGCAGGGAAGCUGCCGACCGUCGACAUAACUGACGACGAUGACGCCACCCGGUCCGCCCACCGCCACAGCGUGUUUGCAGAUCUGUUGCGUAUCCUACACGGGGUGCAGGCGAUGACCAAGCCGCCCACCAUGCUGUACGUCGUCACGUUGGCCGUCCUGGCCGACCGCUUCGAUUGCGUCGCCCCGGUGUCGCGCUAUCUGUCCUCUGAUCUCAAGUUCAAGUGGCCAGCCUCAAAGAUAAAAGCCGGAGGCCGCGACGACGAGAACGGAAUCGGAGGUCCACGGCUCGAGAAUGAGGAGGUUCUCCGGCAGCGCAUCCUCGCCGCUUGGCUGUUGGAUCAGCCUCUAAAGCUGCAUGCUGCCACGCGCGAGUUGAUUAUGUAUGGUUCAAAGCGCUGGGUACAGGCCGGUGAGGACCAAGAUGACAAAGGCUACGGAGAGAGCCUGCCUUCUUGGUGGGAUUUACCAGAUGAUCUUGAACAUGAACUCCAACUGCGCAGAGAAUGCAUCCUUGAUGCUCUGGCCUCGGUCCAAAGGCAUUUUCUCUCACUCUACUCGUCUCGCACGCAGGUUUGCAGACUCGGAUAUGACUCCAGUCCGGCAUGCGACUCGUUUCAGCUUGGACAGAUGGUGAAAUUCCUGGCGCACAAGAAACUGCUCUUCUUUGUCGACUUCUCUUCUGCCUCCUUGAGCACGAUUGAAGAUUUUGCAACCACCGACAUAGGACACAUAAUAUCGCUACUCUCACAGGUUACGAGCUAUCAAAUCGAUCGGAAUCAUACAAACUGCGGCCUGCGGAUCAAGAUACUUCCCAUUGUGGAAUACAUAAAGUCAAUGCUGUCUUCAAAUGUCAUAUCGAUACCCAGGAGUGCAUGGAAAAAGAACCGGGCCGCAACCUCCUGGAUGUGUUCUGCUGAGGAUGCAGAGACCAAAGACGAGGACAAAGUGUUUCGGUACACCAGGUCUGUGGCUGGUGACCAGCGUUUACGUUUCGAGGGCGCCAUGGCCAGUGAUCGGAUGGCGAGAGAGCUCUUUACGGCGAAAAGCUGGGACUGGACUCCGGAGGGUUGA